UUCCGAUGCAACUUUAGUUUGAACAUGGCGGUCUUUGAAAUCUUUUCUCAUGCUGAAUUACGCCGAUAUCGAAGUCACAUUUUCUCCAAAGCUACAGCUCUACAGGUUUUCAUUACUCUUUCAACAUACAUACUACCUUUUGUAGUAAUUUACCUAAACAAUGGUCUUUGGAUUGGUGAAGCUCGUUUCAGAGAUCAACCCAAAAUUGUGUUCAAAAAGGAACUGCUAUUUCUUUUAUAUACUACUGGUAGCACUCAGUCAUAUGUCACAUACAGUACUUUUGAAAAUUACAACAAAUUACAACAAGAUUCCCUAAGGAUUCCACUGAUAAAAUCAAUCGAAGAAGACGUAAAUGAGGAUGAGAAAUUGGAUAACUUACAGCUUACCCUUGAAGUGCCACUGUAUGAUUCAGAAAAUGUUGUUGCCAUUGAAAUGUUACUGUUUUUCCAUUAUGAAUUGCAUAAGCAUGGUUCAUUGUAUAUGAAUUCUAUGGCUUAUAUUCAUCAUUCAUCUGUAAUACCAGGUGCCAAAAUAGAUGUGUAUGGUACAUUGGAAACUGUGCAGAGAAUACCUCUUCACUAUAAAGGCAAUGAUAUACGAUUUAACACAUCCGUAAUUGAUUCUGACAGUGCAUUUGCCUCAGCUUAUGAUUUGUCUAAUAUUCUGAAGAAGUAUCAUGAAAGAAAUGUGACCACCAAAUUGAUAGAACCGUACUAUGUUUGGACCAUUGGACGUGGGGCCAAAAUGCCAUUUAUUAUUUCAGUGACCAUUAACUACCCACAGCAAGAAUUUAUUUAUACUCCAAGCUUACUGUACCAGCUAAAGUGGGGUUGGGUGCAGUAUGUAUCAUUGCUGAUUUUCUUCCUUGUAGUGGGUCAUAACCUAAAGGUGUUCAUCUUUAGCAACCAACUUGUGAAUACAAUCAUAACAAGGCCUUACAGAGAUACGGGGCUGAAACUUUCCUGAAGCUGUUCUUGGAUGACAUUUGUGUUGGUGUUCACCUUACAUGUACCAAGCUACUAUACUGACUAGUAUAGCCACUACAAAGAUAUCAGAAUUACACAACAACAAUGAAAACUUAUACAUAUAAUCACAACAUAAAUAUGCAGUUAUAUAAUUAAACUUUAUCACCAAUGCUAUGUGAAACAUAUUAAUUCUGAACCUAUUGUUGCAGCAAUAAGCAUCCAACUCACUCUCAGACAUACACCAAGGUUGCAAUGUAAACAAACAUUAUAUUUCCAAUUUUUCAUACCCGUUUUCUUAUUUCUAUAAAUUUUCUUUGAUUAAGAGUAUGACCCAAAACUUUAGAUCCUUUUUUUUUUUUUUUCAUUUCCCAUAUUUAUUUUCAAUCUACACAUUCUUUGAUUGUUAUUGUCUCGUUUCAUUUUUCUGCACUUCUUCCACCAUGUGUUUUAUUUGUCUAAAUUCAUAUGUUGUUCAUUUGUUUAUCUCUUUACCUUAUGAUAUGCCUCAUUUUACUUAUGCAUAUUUUUAUUGAUAUAUUGAGUGUGUUUAUACACAAAUUUGUACACCUGGGACAUUAUAAGAAAUCUUUAUUGUAAUUCAAAGGAGAUAACUACAUACUUUGUUGUGUGUAUUAGUUCUUCUUCCUUCUAAAUUCAAACUUUGCUGAUUGUAAUUUUGUCAUUUAUCCUUUUAAGAUGAAUGAUACAAUUAUUACUUUCAUGUUAGAGUUCAAAAUUACUCCCCUACAAAAUGAUAAUUUGUCUGUAUAUUCACUUAUUUAUAAAUUCAAACAUCACUUUUACUGCAUAACUAUUUAGCAAUGAUAAGUCAGCUUAAGAGAGGUUUUGACAAAAUACAUAGAUCUCAGUGACAAAAUUAAUAUAUUAAACCAAAGAAUACAUGUCAUAUAUUGAAAAUAUGGCUACAAGAAUUCCUUCUUUUGUUAGAGCUAGUUACAGUCAUAAUGAUGUUCAUCUCAUGCAUUUAUUUACUAAAAGAAUUGUGAGUCAAUGAAGAAGUUUGAAUACAGUCAUUCGACCUGUUAGAAAUAGUAGUCAAAUCUCAUAAAACAUAUCUCACUUACUUAAAAAAAAGAAGGUCAUAUUGGAUAAUGUCUUGGGUGCACAAUGUCUUAAAAAAUGACAGGAUGAUCUCAGCCAUAACGUGUUUGCUCAUAGGCAUCUUCAAUCAGAGUUACCUGGGAUCACAUAACUAAAACUGUAAAUGAAAAUAACAGUACCCUCUUUGAAGGCACAAAAGACCUAAGGGCAUAUUAGAAGCAACUUAAUUUCAUCAGUACAUAUUUUAAAAAAUGGAUUUAGUGCAUUAAAGUAUGCAAUAUAGGCCCAACUUUUCAUAAAGGACCCGGGAUAAUUUUGGUGGGCAUUGUUUUGGAAAAAGUACAUCAUAUAUGCUAUCAAAUAUGAUAUUUAUCCAUAAAUAAUAUUGAUAAAUACUAGAAACUCUAGUUUUCUUUCAAAUGUUUUGAAUAUUUUGUCACUCCAUUCAAUAUUUCAAAACAUAUUUAACCCUUUAGUAUUUAAACUGGCCAUGUACAGCCCAACUAUUCUGUCUGUUUUAUGUUCAAACUAGCCAGAUCUGGCCUCUCACAUCUACCCUACACUGUCAUUCUAAGAAUAAACAACCACACCAUUAAAAUCUCAAAAAGCUAUGACACAGUGCAUGAUUAAUUGAAAACAAUGUGAAUAAAUAGGCAUUACAUUUGACAGUAAUAGGAAUGCUAAAGAAUUAAUUGCAUUGUUUAUAAAUAAAAUUAAUUUUCUUUA
This is a messenger RNA of Octopus bimaculoides (California two-spot octopus), 2753 nucleotides long. RefSeq names its product transmembrane protein 231. Gene Ontology annotation, biological process: cilium assembly; regulation of protein localization. Gene Ontology annotation, cellular component: ciliary membrane; ciliary transition zone. The record is from RefSeq and is a predicted model, not a curated record. NCBI's taxonomy places the organism in Eukaryota, Metazoa, Mollusca, Cephalopoda, Octopoda, Octopodidae.